AUGGCCAAUCGAAGGAAUAAAAUUAGUGUUCUCUUGAUCGUGUUCGCGAUGAUCUGGGCAAGAGUAAUUGCUCAAGAAAGUGAUGACUGCACGAACGUGUUGAUCAGCAUGUUGCCUUGCAUGGACUACAUCACGGACAACUCCUCGCCAGAAUUUUCAGGUUGCUGCACGCAGCUUAGCACGGUGGUUGAUAAAAAGCCAGAGUGCUUGUGCCAGCUCCUCAAUGGGGGUGGCUCCAAUCUUGGACUCAACAUUAGCCAGACUCAGGCUUCGACCCUCACUACUGCUUGCAAAGUUCAGACUCCACCUGCCAACCGCUGCAAAGGACGUGGAUCUUCAUCACAAGGAGGUUCCAAUGAUGCAACAUCAACCAAUAUGGCAGCUCCUAUUUCCUUCUUGUUUCUCCUUAUUGCUUCUUAUGCUUCAAUAAUCAACGUGGCCUGACUGUCUACCUACCGUAGACUUCCAAUGCAUUGUACCUACUGUAUCUUGAUUAGCUAGUUUGCUCUGUCAUGAAAGUGGACUCUUACUUUUCAAACAUUUGCUUUUUUUCAACAGUCAGUUUUCCAACAGGGCUGAUUUGUAAUUGUAUUGUAGUAUAUUCUUUCAUCAAUCAUUACUGUUAUACA
Molecule: messenger RNA, 629 nt
Organism: Lycium ferocissimum
Lineage: Eukaryota; Viridiplantae; Streptophyta; Magnoliopsida; Solanales; Solanaceae
Product: non-specific lipid transfer protein GPI-anchored 5-like
Exons: 2
Coding region: 1-444 (147 amino acids)
Source: RefSeq, a predicted model, not a curated record